CAUAAAGUAUAACCAUAUCCAAAACUAGAGAAAACUCUAAACAUAAAGUAGAACCAUAUCCAAAACUACACCUCAACACCAAAACCUAUUCUAUACUAAAACAUCGUAUUCGUCUGCAAUUGGCCAUUUCCAACCAAAAAUAAAACAGGGGACCUUAAGCAAGAUCAGAGUCUAACAGAAAAUUAAGCAAAACCGUAGUGGGGAGUUAGAGAUUAACCAACGAGAAACCCACCGCGCUCUGCCCCGCCGCAGUGACACCGCCGACACCCGCAUCCCACCCUCCUGUCGCGUCCGCUGUCUCCAAACCAGUCGAUCGGUAAAUUCGGGAUUCAGGUUUCACAUUUAUUCUCUUCAUAUUUCAGAUUUCAGUGUUUAAUUGUUGAUAUGAUGUGGAAAUUUGAAUGUUUGAUUAGUUUUUUUUUCUAUACUCUAAAGAACAAAAAAAACACUGUUUUACAUACCAGAAACCUGCCUACAACUCAACCUAUCUCGAACCAAAUGCAUUCGCUUAAGUUUAGAAUUUACAGAAUUUUUUAGUAUCCUUCUUGUUGCAGAUUAAGUUCUCCAGGUCAAGCCCUCAUUUUUUCUUUGGUUUAUGAACCUACUUGCAGUUUACAACAGGAAGUUUUGUAUACUCAGGGGGAUAGCCCACAACAAAUUCCUACAUAUACUCUAACACUAUGUUUGGUUCAAAGGAAUUUGAAAGGGGAAAGAAAAGAAAAUGAAGUGGAAAGCACUUUUUCUUGUUUGGUUAGAGAGAAAAAAAAGGAAAAGUGGAAGGAAAAAAAGAGAAGGCAAAAUGUAAUAAGUGAAGGGAAAACCAAAUUUCUCCCAUUUUGGUGAGGAAAUUGAGAGAUAGUUGUUUUCUUUUCUUUUCCUUCCAAAUUCCUUGAACCAAACAUAGUGUAAAUUUUCUUCAUCACUUUAUUAGGGAUGAUGAAAAGCCUGCACCCAAGGGAAAUAACACCAAACAGAACAUAGUUUAUAAGUUUACAUCUACUAGCAUAGGAUAGAUGUCUUGUAGUCCCGACUGUAUGUAAUCUUAGAUGUAAGCUUAUUCACCAGACUUUCAGGCUUUGCUCAAUGUUGUAUUGGGCUGAAAUUUCUGAAUUGAUGAAUGAUGAUCUUCAAUGGUCAAUGUGCAAAGAUUUAGUUAUAUUUCACUACGAUUAAUUUGACAAGAGACACAUUUGGCAACUCAUAUUGGUAUAUGAUGGCUAUUGGACUUGUAGUUUUUACUGUUGGGGGAGCUUCAAACUUGCAUUUGCUCUGAAAAUAUAUAUAUGCCAUUAUGCCGAUACUCUUAGCUGUAUUUUUGAAAAAAUAAACAUGUAAAUCACAAACAUAUCUGUUUUCAGUAUGUAUAAAACAUAUAAGUAGCAGUGAUUUUAAAAAUAUGAUCCAUAUUAUUUGCAAAUGUAUGAAUGCCAUAUUAAACAGUAUCCAACUAAGCUAAAAAAGCUCAGAAUUCAGUCGUAGCUGCUACAGCUAAAUAGCCUUGAAUCACUCAUGGUGUUGGCACAGAUGAAGUCGAUGGAGCAAUUGUUCUUCUACUGACCGCAAAUAACUCCCUGUGAUCAUAUUGCAUUCAUUUCGCUUUCAAGUUUACAUAUCUGAAAGACUCUUGUCUAUGUAUUCUAGUUAACUAAGGCUUCGCUGAUUUUUACAAGAAAUUUUGCUAUUAAAAUUCAAAUGGCUGAGGUAAACCAUCCUGAAGAAUAUCGUGUAGCACCAAAUUUCCAAAUCAGGGCAUUCUUUGACUCAGCUCCUCCAAUUCUUGAUGCUGCCGAUACCAAGGCAAAGUUGAAUGAAUUUAUUCACAGGAAUUAUUUAGCUGCAGGAAAUGAUGACAAAGCAAGCAGGAUAGUGUGUGUUACUUCUGGUGGUACUAGUGUACCAUUAGAGAGGAGGUGUGUUCGAUAUAUUGAUAAUUUCAGCUCAGGCCACAGAGGAGCUGCUUCCACUGAAUACUUUUUGAAGUCUGGUUAUUCUGUCAUAUUUCUCUACCGAAGGGGAACCUGCCAGCCAUUCUGUAGAGAUCUUCCAGAUAAUGCAUUGAUUGAGUGCUUAAAAUAUAAUGAUGCAUCUAGCCUUCAAGUGGAUCAUAAAUGUGCUGAGGUGGUGAGAAGAGCAAUUACUGAACAUCAGGCGGCUGUGGCUGGGGGCUCUCUGAUCAAACUCCCGUUCACAACAAUCUUUGAAUAUCUGCAGAUGUUGAAGCUGAUUGCUGAGUUGCUCAGAAGCAUUGGUCCAAGUGCUAUGUUUUAUCUUGCUGCUGCCGUUUCUGACUUUUAUGUUCCUUGGGAAAGCAUGACUGUUCACAAGAUCCAGUCUGGAGCAGGUCCAUUGGACAUGCAGCUCGCUCAAGUGCCGAAGAUGCUUUCUGUGCUCAGAAGUGAGUGGGCGCCUAUGGCUUUUUGCAUUUCAUUUAAGCUAGAAACUGAUAAAGAUAUCCUAUUGGAGAAGGCUGAUAUGGCUCUUAGGAAGUAUGGAAUGCAUAUGGUUGUAGCUAAUGAGCUCUUAACCCGAAAAGAAGAAGUCACGGUUGUGGCACCAAAUGAGAAGAUUAUUGUUAAGAGGGACGAAUCCCAAGUUGGGGCUGAUGUAGAAAACCCUCUGAUCAACCUCAUUGUGGAAAGGCAUUCAGAGUAUAUAUGCAGAUUGAACCAAUUUGCCUGCAAGUAAACAUUCUGGGCUACAUCUCUUUUUUUGACAGGUGCUUUUCUUCAUCAACCGAUCUUGACAAAAAACGUACCAACAUUUCCUUUUUGUUACCACUUUUAUUUAUUUCUAAACAAACUGCAGAAAUGACAUAAAUAAAACUAAUGGUAAAUUAAAAUAACUGAUGAACUAGACGAUAAACUUAACAUUUGUUACAAAGUAGUGGAGUUUAAUAUGGAUGAUGUGAUUCUUUUAUGGAUAAUGUAUGUUCUUUAUAUGUGUAAUAUAUUGGCUUGCAUGAA
Messenger RNA from Cuscuta campestris, 2963 nucleotides. Lineage: Eukaryota; Viridiplantae; Streptophyta; Magnoliopsida; Solanales; Convolvulaceae. The record is from the annotation of a GenBank genome assembly.